Molecule: messenger RNA, 569 nt
Organism: Anolis sagrei ordinatus
Lineage: Eukaryota; Metazoa; Chordata; Lepidosauria; Squamata; Anolidae
Source: RefSeq, a predicted model, not a curated record
UGUCCUCUGAUGGACGAUCUUUCUUGAAUCUCUGGUUCAUUCCUCACCCGUCAGAAGUCCUAUCGCUCUUCAGAAUGCUACCAGAGAAGACUGCGUACAGAGCCCUGAAGCAAACCCUUCAACUUGUGGCAACUUUUCACGACAUUAUUUCAUACGUUUUCAGCUUUGUUCAGCUAGGAAGUCCACCAGACUGCUUUGAUUACUUCUGUCCUUCUGACCAUCUCAGCGCAGACUGGGGAGGAACUGAAUGGAUUGGAAAUGAGCUUCAAGAACUACAGAAGAAAAUAGAUUAUCUCCACAACCCUACAGAUCCUAAGAAAGUUACUCAGAUGCUGAGCAUUCACAGAGAACUUCUGUUUCUGCAGUUUGAUGCAGCAGUUCGACAUUCAAUGCGAGAAGCCUUUUUAUCCUCUGGGAAUAUUUGUGCCUAUCAGAGUAUUACGGACAACAUUUACCAUGGAUUGCCUCCUCUAAGUAAUGCCAUAGUUGGAAAUCUCUUUGCUUCCCAGUUCCAGCUGCCACAGCCAUUAGAUCCACAUGGUCGCAGAGUGAGUAAAAUUGAUUUUUAA